Molecule: messenger RNA, 4885 nt
Organism: Procambarus clarkii (red swamp crayfish)
Lineage: Eukaryota; Metazoa; Arthropoda; Malacostraca; Decapoda; Cambaridae
Source: RefSeq, a predicted model, not a curated record
AUGUCUGGUGGAGAUGUUUCAAAAUUAAUGAGUGCAAUUAAGGAUGGGUUGCAUGCUGAGUGGGCUGAAUUCAAGAAGUCUAAACAGGUUACAGUAAAACCUGUAUGUGCCUAUGCCAUUGGAGGCCAGCGGGACACUCCUAUAUCAGCACUAACUAGCAUUAGUGCAGGAGUGUGUGAGUGGGAAGAAUGCUUGAAGCAUACAAUUGACCCUACCGUCGACAAAGCACGAGGUGUGCUUCUCUCCGAGGUCAUGGUAGGGGCAGAGGGACAAGUCAUGCUCUACCCUGUGCGUCGUCACGUUCCAAUCGAUGCAGGCACUUCUACCCCAGGAAGUAUAGUCUCGUCAACUUCAAAGGCAGUGGAGCCAAAAGUUGUUCCUACUGUUGCCAUUGGAAAGCCUAAACAUUUAUCACCUAAAGCAAUGUUAUUGUCUAUUAUAGAACAAACAUCAAAUUACAUGUUAGAUCAUGUAAAAAGAGUGAGUGAAAAUGCUUUUAUAGCAGGUAACAACAAGAUCUUAUUUAUAUGUCUGGCAUCAGCUGCUCUUGUGAGAAGUAGACUCAGUGCUUACAAGGACAUUCUCAAACAACCUACCUCAAAGAAUAUGACAACUGCACUUGGUCGGUGUGGUGAGGUUGUGGAGUUUAUGAUGCAGAAUAUUCUGAGCUACAACUGUGACCUACUCCAUUCAUCAUUACUGCACGAUGCUGCAAGCCACGACUGGACAAAUCCUAAGCCAUACCAAGAAAAUGGCAGAUCAUCAUUAACUCUCCAGAUGUGGUCAUUCUAUAUGCAAGGUAUACGUAAUGACCUCUGGCGGUACACUUCACCACGCAUCAGUGAGAGUAUUCUGGCCAGUAUCUUCACUGACACCCUUAGUCUUCUAGUAACAAGAUAUGCCCAGAUUGAACCAAGUGAUGUGCGGAUGUUGCAAUACUCAGCAGACAUAGUGGCAAUUCUUACAGUUGUGGCAGCCUUUCUGCCCUCCCUUAUAGCCUCUCCAACGAUGUUUUUCUCUGUGCGGAUCCAUGAAUCAGUUGCACUGCCUAUUCAUCGUCGAGCAGACUUGUUACUGAAAGUUGCUGCCCUUAAGUGUGCCCCAAUUGAAAUUCUUGCACGGAUAUUCCACAAAGGGUUCGACAAUGCAGUAAAAAGAACUGGCUACCCAGACUCCCAGACCAGUAUUGAUUCAACCCCUGCCUGGCUUACCUUCCUCAACCCAACCUUGUUUCCCCGAGGAAGGUCAUCUCUUGCUUACAUAGGGGACAAUGUUGCUGUUUAUCUCACUUUACUUACUGUAGCCAGUCGACCUCAGCCUCAGUACCCACUCAUUAUCAGGGGUUUACUGAUGCGUCAGUUUCUUGGCACCAAGAUAAUUAUGGCUGGUCUGCAUGAUGCCCCAGGCCAAGUGACCACUGGAGAGCCUUGUGGUGGACCUUUGUGUAUGAAGCAUCUCUGUACGCCACCUCUCAUCCCUCACACUGUUUAUGCUGCUGUUGUACAGAUACUGGUGAAGUGUGUAGACUGGACACCAGCUUUGUGUCGACUCUUAAGUCCUGGAGUCAAGCAGUCUGGCUUGUGGGAUUCUCUUGACCGUACUCAGGUGUGGAACAUCCAGCGGCCGCCCUGGCAUCAUGCUCUCGUACAGCUUGUUACUCCCAGUGUAGCGGGAGUUGUAUCAGAGGUUAUAAGGGCAGUUCCCCCACUACCACCAGCCAAGCCGGCUCACCCAAGCCAGUUGUCUGUGCGUUUAGAGCAUCACCUAGCUGCCUGGACUUUACAAUUGCUGACGGGGAUGGAAGGAGUUGCUGACACUGUGCCCAUGUCCGUCAUAUUUGUGGCACACACGAUCAACUCAUACUUACCACCAACCAUCAAGCCUACUGGAGGCCAUGUAAUAACUCAGAUAGUGGUGAAUGCCUUGUACUCGGCCAUCAACUCUCGUGCAUCUCUGGACGAAUUGAGUGACUCGCCAAUCACGGAUGGACAGUGGGACAUGAUGAUUGCUGUGGGAGAACGGCUGUGCUCUCUGCAUGACGGCAACUAUGAUACUCACUUGAAGCAGAUGACACAGUCGUUGUUGGCACAGCUUGAAGAAAUGGAAGAUAAUGGUGAGGAAGACAGCCUUGAUGAGUACACUGAUGAAGAUGUGAUAGAGUCUGUGUGCACCGCCUUAACUAACACUGUUCUCUCCUCUGUUCAGGGCCAGCACGCACUAGUGGUAGUGUGGGAGUUCCUGAAGAGAAACAUGGAGUGGGUGCAAGAGACCCUUGGAGUUCCUGCUAUCCUUCCCCUCACCUCUCCUCACCCACCACCACAACUCAGUUUUGCUGCAGAACCUUCCCUCUACAACCCCAUUCAUUACUACAAACGUGCAGUCUACACUCGUCUGGACCAGGAAAGCUUGAUAAGCUUUAAAGGUGACUGGGAGACAAUUUUAUGGAGUGAUUUGGGACUGCCAAAGGAUACCAUCAUUGACUUUGUUAAGACGAGGGCUGAAUUCCAGGAGGAGGCUGUUCUUACCAAGAGCCAGAAAGCAGCUGUUAAGAAACUGAAACCUUUUCUCAAUUGGACAGAUGAUCCAGAUAAUAAAAUUGAAGCUAAACAUUAAAUUAGAAAUGGUAUGCAGUUGAUUGUAAUUUUACAAAGUCAAUUACCACCAAAAAUAUAUAAUUAUGACUUGUACAUUGAUUUUGUAUUGAUAAUGGUCUAUCUCUGGUACUUAUGAACUUUAACUUCUGCUGUUGAGCUUCUAUUUUAGUUUUGAGUAAUAAACAUGCCAAGCAUAACUUACAAAUAUAUCUUAAUUAAUAAUGUACAUGGUGGACAACUAACCAACACAAAACAAUAUUUGCUUAAUAUCAUCAUGGUCAGAUUAUGUCACUAGAUAGGAAAUAAAUGAUACUGACUAUGACUUGAAAACAAGUGUAGGAUUUUACCAAGAUUGUAAGCUAAUCUACAUUCACAUGUCAUCAUUAUGUUUAUAUUGUACCAGCAUUUAUUGAUUAUUCUAAACACUUGGAGAUAUGGUUUGUAUAUGAUAGUAAAAGUAAGUUUGAGUUUUGAGUGAUUAUAGUUAUAUGAGUGCUUCUAGUCACUAGCAAGAACCUGUGAACAUAAAAUACUGUAUCCUAAGAUAGAUUAUACAAGGUGCUCAUUUAAGCUGGAUAUGUGCCCUUUUGUAUGUGUGACAUCCAGAUGACCAAAUCCAUAGAAUUAUAAUUUUAGAUCGGUAUAUUUUAUUAAGAAUCUGUGGGAACAAGGUUAUACUAUUCCAAUAUUCCCAGGAGGACCUACACACCAGAAUGCCCUUGUUAUAUAUUGUAUACUUUGCAUAAAUGCAAAAAAUUAACAUUAGUCAUCUUAAAUAUUUAAAAUAUUCAAUAACAAGCUGUACUUGUAACAGUCAGUGAUGCUAUUCAAAUGCAAUACCUGGUUUUGAAGGUCAAUUUACAUUCAAUGCUCAAAUCAUUCGUGUCCUCUAGGUGUUUAGCUCAAUAUAAUACAGUAUUUUUAGAUGCAAGUUUUUGUACGGCUUCGUCAUAUCACAUGCUUAGGCAUCUUGAUCCAUUUAUAAUCAAGCUAUGUUCGUGACUAACAGUUGAGGAACCUGGGUUUGGUUCCCAAGCGGCGCAGAAAUGGUUUGGUAUGUUUUCUUUUGCCUGAUGUGCCUGUUCACCUAGCUGUAAAUUAAUACCCAGGAGUUAGGCAAUAGAUGUGUGCUGCAUCCUGGAGAAGAUUAGUAGUUCCUUCUAGGUGGGACCUAGAAGGAAAAAACAGCUUGGGAAAAACAUUAUUUCAUUAGAAAAUAUAUUGGCUUGCAUAACUGACAGUAGGAAGGUACAGAGGAUUCACUGCUCAUUUAAAUAAAUCCCUGCCCAAAAUUUUGUUUUGGCAUACAAUACAUGAUCCACUGUCAACAUUUGGUUGCAAGUAACCCUUUCCACUAUUGCCCAAAGGAUUGGUAUCGGGUGCAUAAUAAAUGAACUAAGAAAGUUGGGCGGAUAUUUGCAUUAAUUCCUUGGUAUUCAUUAAAUCAAAUGCACUUUAAGACUGUCUUUUUGUACAGUUUUACGAGGAUUAAGGUUAAGAUUUUACAUGCUUACUAAUGCAUACUGUGAUUCGAUAACUACCAAAGGGUAAUUGCCUCAGUCGUUUUGUUGCACUCUUGAACACUACUGUAUUAUAUCUAAGUGCUAAACUGCUUGGGAAAAUAGAUCAUUACUGAUAAUGUAACAUAUUUUAUUGAUCAGACUUGUUUGAAAAGAUGAAUUUGUUGAACAAUCGGUUACAAGGGAAAACUGUUGCCUAUAUCUUGCAAAGAGGCUAUUAUCCUUUCCUUGGUAAAAAAAAACUAUUCUGGAAUUGUACUGGAUGUCACAAAUUAAUGUAAUUUCCAUCCAUGGCUUCUGUUGACACAGAAUUUCACAAAGAUUAUUUUGUGUAUGUUGAGCAUUACAAGUAUAUGUAUGUUUGCAAUGCUCAAGUGAGAUGGCAAAUAAAAAGGGCAAAUAGAAUUUCUGAAUAAGUGGUGUAAUUGCAGAUAAGUUUCCACAAGUCUGGGAAAAGGCAAAAUUAUUUUUUAUCAGAUUUCCCACUUCUUAUAUGUUCAAAUCUUGCUUAAGUAGUGUUCUUCACUUGUUAUCAAAAGCUUGUAAUCGUUUUGAUGUUAUAAAAAUUAGAGGUCUUCAUCUAUCUUUAACAAUGCUACAACUAGAUAUUCAAAAGCUGGCUAGUUUGCAUCAGCCUCAAGAAUCUCAUUAAGUAUUGGCAAAAAUAUUGUGGCAAUACUGUAUAUUAGGAUCAAGUAACCUAUGUAUAAGAUUGUAAUUAAAAAAGAAUUAGUAUAGGAAUUCUAUUAUAAAUAAAGAGUAGCCGAUAAA